Loa loa (African eye worm) is the source of this 677-nucleotide messenger RNA. RefSeq lists its product as hypothetical. The annotation marks the transcript as partial. The record is from RefSeq and is a predicted model, not a curated record. Gene Ontology annotation, biological process: protein phosphorylation. Lineage: Eukaryota; Metazoa; Nematoda; Chromadorea; Rhabditida; Onchocercidae. The transcript has 5 exons. Gene Ontology annotation, molecular function: ATP binding; protein serine/threonine kinase activity.
UUUUAGCAAAAAUAAACGAUCGUCCAAUGGAAUUUAAAUCAAGCGGUGAUUCUCUUCAAGGUCCUGGUAUACAACGUCGUCGUGGUGCUAUUAAACAUGCUCGGAUACAUGAAAUUCGUGGACAUCAAUUUGUUGCGACAUUUUUUCGGCAACCAACUUUUUGUUCGCUUUGUUCCGAUUUUAUGUGGAGUGUGAUCCGUUUGCAUGCCUUAUCAUUUGUUAAGAGUGUGAUCCGUUUGCAUGUCUUAUCAGUCGUUGAAACCGUUGAAAUAUGUGGCGUUGUAUGCCAUCAUAAAUGUCAACGAUAUAUGCCGAAUUUGUGUGGCGUUAAUCAAAAACAACUUUCACAAGCAUUAUUUGAAAUUAAACGUGGAUCACAUGGUCAAACGAGUACACCGGCUGGUUAUGGUGCAAUGUCAUUAUCAGUAGGAUCUAAUGUACCAAUGGAACAACGUAGCAUUUCAUCAUCAUCAUCAUCAAAUGGUUCAGCAUCCAGUGGUUAUAAAUUUCCGGAUCGUUUUAAAGCAUUUUUUCGCUAUCACAAUUAUAACUUAGAUAAUCAUAGUGAUAAUGAUGAAUAUAUUAAUGCACCAUGGAGUACAGCAGAUGGUAUUAAAAAAUAUGGAUUACAUCAUUUUAAUGUUUGUAAAGUACUUGGAAAAGGAAGUUUUGGGAAG